AUGGGUGAUCAUACUAAUGAAGAAUAUGAUGAUGAAAGGACCCCUCCGAGAAGAAAGAGGGCAAAGAAAGUUGAGGAUGCUGAAGAGAAAUUGCGACUCAUAGAAGAGAAGCAUAUUAGAAAGAGGACCGCGAGAAUUAAUGAUGAUUUUGAAAAUGGUGCUGGCUGGACAUCUUCAACGGCAUCAACUGCUAGCAACGGUACCUCAGAAUCUGAAUCAGAUAACUUAUCGGAGGAAGAUAUUUUGACUAAAGAUACUGUUUAUGAGGACUUUGAGCCCAAGUUUGAUUUGAUGAAGUCCAUGCUAAAAUCAAAGAAAAUGGGAAAAGAGGGAGAUAAUAGGGACGUUGUUACUAACAUGGACAAGGAGGUAAAUUUGAUGAACAAGAGACGUAAAACUGGAAAUGAAUCUGAGUUGGUGAAAAUUAGAGGAGGUAAUUGUUUAACUAUGAUCAAUAACAAAAAUAAUGACAUCAAGAACAAUAACAUUGAUGGGCCAUUGUUCAAGGAUUUGGGGGGGAUGAGUAAAGUGUUGGAAGAGUUAAAAUACGAUUUGAUUGUGCCAUUUUACAAUCCCUGUAUGCCACGAAACUUUGGCGUGAAACCGAUGUCAGGGAUCUUGUUGCAUGGCCCACCUGGGUGUGGGAAAACCAAGCUAGCCAAUGCCAUUGCCAAUGAGGCCGGUGUUCCCUUUUAUAAGAUCUGUGCUACUGAAUUGGUGUCUGGAAUUUCAGGCACAUCAGAAGAAAAUAUCAGAGAGCUAUUUUCUCAAGCCCACAAAACAGCCCCAUCCAUUGUGUUCAUAGAUGAGAUUGAUGCGAUUGCGACUAAACGGGAUAUCUCUAAUAGGGUAAUGGAGCAACGCAUUGUCCUACAACUAAUGUCAUGCAUGGAUGAGUCAUCGAGAAUUGUCAAAUCCAUAAAUGGAAGUGGGACUGCAGAGAAUUAUGAUUGCAUGCCUUCGUAUGUACUCGUUAUUGGAGCAACAAAUAGGCCUGAUUCUAUUGAUCCUGCAUUGAGGAGGCCUGGACGGUUUGACCGUGAGAUUUACAUAGGUGUCCCGAACGAAAGUGCAAGGGUUGAUAUUUUGUCCGUCAUUGUUCAAAAUAGUAAAAUAGAAGGUGCUUUUGAUCUUCUGAAGAUAGCUAAGUUCACUGCAGGGUUUGUUGGAGCUGACUUGGAAGCACUUGCAAACAAGGCUGGCUAUCUAGCAAUGAAUCGAUCAACAUGCCGACUAAGGUCCGAGGUUUCUACAAAAUCUGUAGAAGGUGAGCAUGUUGAAGAAUGGUGGAGACAAUGUUGGCCACCUGAAGAAAUAAAAAAGUCCGGCAUCACAAUGGCUGAUUUUGAGGAAGCUGCUAAAAUGGUUCAACCCUCCUUAACAAGAGAAGGAUUUUCAACAAUUCCAAACGUGAAGUGGGAGGAUGUUGGUGGUCUUCAAUUACUUAGAGAUGUGUUUGAACAGGAAAUAAUUUGUCGGAUUAAGCAUGCUGAAGAUUGUGAGGAAUAUGGGUUAGAUUUAGAGCCGGGAAUUUUGCUUUAUGGUCCUCCAGGAUGUGGAAAAACAUUAAUUGCCAAAGCAGUUGCUAGUGAAGCAGGAGCAAAUUUCAUUUAUAUUAAGGGCCCUGAACUUCUCAGUAAAUAUGUUGGUGAAAGUGAGUUGGCUGUUCGGACAUUAUUCAGGCGCGCAAGGACAUGUGCUCCGUGCAUUCUUUUUUUUGAUGAGGUGGAUACUUUGACAACCAGACGCGGUCAAGAAGGGGGUGGGGUUGUUGAGCAGCUCUUGGGUCAGCUACUGAUAGAGUUAGAUGGUGCAGAUCAGCGUAAGGGUGUGUAUGUAAUUGGUGCCACGAAUAGGCCUGAAGUCAUGGACAAUGCCCUCCUUCGACCCGGAAGAUUUGGGAUACCUCUGUAUGUCCCUCUUCCCAGUCCAUAUGAGCGUGGUUUAAUCUUGACAGCUCUUGGUAGGAAAAAGCGAAUAGAUGCCAAUGUGGACUUGGUGGCAAUUGGAAGUGACAGUGCUUGUAAAAAUUUCAGUGGAGCCGACCUAUCUGCUUUGAUGAAUGGAGCUGCUAUGGCAGCUCUUAGGGACAAGUGGAAUUCGAGGAACGAAAUUUCAGAUGCUGCGCCAGGGACCAUCAAAGAAAUACACUUCAAGCAGGCAUUGGAGAAAAUAUCUCCAUCUGUUUCAGAUGCACAAAUAAGAUGCUAUGAACUCUUGUCAAAAAGUUUCAAAGCUGCUUGA
This is a messenger RNA of Fraxinus pennsylvanica, 2244 nucleotides long. Lineage: Eukaryota; Viridiplantae; Streptophyta; Magnoliopsida; Lamiales; Oleaceae. The record is from the annotation of a GenBank genome assembly.